This is a messenger RNA of Pseudomyrmex gracilis, 1265 nucleotides long. RefSeq names its product histone H3.3-like. NCBI's taxonomy places the organism in Eukaryota, Metazoa, Arthropoda, Insecta, Hymenoptera, Formicidae. Gene Ontology annotation, cellular component: nucleosome. The record is from RefSeq and is a predicted model, not a curated record. The transcript is spliced from 4 exons. Gene Ontology annotation, molecular function: DNA binding; structural constituent of chromatin; protein heterodimerization activity. Bases 277 to 681 code for a protein of 134 amino acids.
CAAUGCGAUUGGAUCCGUGAUUGUGUAUUUAAGCUACGAUCGCAAUCGUUAAAUGUCGUUCUUUGGUAAGAGAAAGAAAACGAAGGAGGAGAGCAAACGUACUUGUUAACGUUGUGUUGUAGUUUCUGGUUGUAGGUUAUGUUUCCGUAAAUUUGGCGCCAAGUGGUUAUAUUUUUUUAUGUUUCAAUCUCGUGCCCGAUGUUGUUGUGAAUUAAUCUUCACUUUUAUAACUGAACAAUUACAGAUUUUUAACUUCGAACGCUCCAUGAUACAGUAAUGGUUCGAAGAAAACCCGUGCCGAGGUCGUUUCAGUCACGUUCUGGAGCUGACGAUGCGGCAAAGAAAAACAAAACAGAUGUAUUAGUGAACAGAAGAAAGUCAGGAGUUAAAGCUUUGCAGGAAAUCAGAUAUCUGAGAAAAACCACACACUUUCUCAUACCCAAGUUACCUUUUGCUCGAGUAGUCAGAGAGAUCAUCAUAGAUUUAUUUCCCAGGCAGGAAAUUACCAAGAUACAGGCUUCUGCCCUAGAAGCUUUACAAGAGGCGGCAGAAAUGUAUCUUGUGCAAUUCUUUGAAGAUUCGGUGUUGUUGGCAUUGCACGCAAAACGAGUUACUCUUAUGCGAAACGACAUGAUUUUAAUGCGUAGGUUGAGAGGUCGCAGUGACAUUAUCAACAGAUAAAACUUUCUUUGUUUUAUUUACACGUAUGAAGUGCCUUAAUAGUGUUAAUAUAUUGACGAUCUCGCUGGAUUCGAAAAUAAAGAGAGAUAUUUGUAAAAUAUAUAAAUCUUAGGUUUUCGUCUGUCAUUGCAGGUAAACAUUACAUUUUGUCAUGUUCUCUGUUUGAUUGAAUCGUUAGAUAUCAAAAUUUCAAAGUAAGGAUAUAUAUUUUCAAAACUUAGGAGAUAAAAUCAAAUUUUAUAUACAAAUUAAUUUAAAUCUAUUGAUUAACUAGUUAUGAAAGUAAUUUGUAAAACACUAGUUAUUUUAUAUUUUGUGUAUUCUAUGACGAUAUCCUUUGAUUAACUUUUUGCGGUCUAACUUUUAUCUGCACUUUGUUUCUUAUUAUACAAGUUUGUAAGAUCCAAUAGAAUAUGGGACGUAUCAGUGUGUUUGAGAUACAAAGAAUAUUGUCUCGAAAUAUUAAUUAACAAUAAUACCGCAAAUGGUUAAAUGACGGAUAAUAAUUGUAACCAAGAGAAUUGGACGUAGUUUAUCAAAUUAUAUGCUAAUGUUUUUUGUGAGAAUAAAAUAAAAAUAAACAA